CCUUUUUUAAUAAAAAAUCCUACUUCAAGCCCUUAAUUGUGGGCAAACUUUCCUCUUUUCCUACCAAGUUGGUUUGGAAUCCAAGGGCACCUUCUAAGGUUUGUUCUGUUUUGUUUUGUGGUUGUUGUGUCAGGGUGUGUUUGGGAGGGAGGAGGGGGGCAGGGGGUAAAUGAGCUCACAAGGAGAGGAUGGGCCUUGGUCAAUUAGUGCUGCUCCUAUAAAUAAGAUUUUGAAACUGCAGACUACAUUCUCAUCCACUGCAAGUGAACUCCAAGUUAUGGUUGGUGUUUGCCAUGGAUCUCUCACCAAUCCAUCAAAGGUGUCCUGCUUAGUUGGCAAGGCUCUGCUGCAGGUGUCAGGCACAAGAUGGUGUGGAGGCUAUCUCCUUUGUGUCCUUUUUAGAUAAUCUGGAAAAAGAACAACAAUAGAACCUUUGAAAUGGUGGAACAGUCCAUUUUGGUGAUGAAAAAUGUGUUUCUGAGAACCUUUUUUGUGUGGUCUAAUGGGAAGUUUCUUUCUUUGAUUUUGUAAAGAGCUGGGUGUUGGUUAGUUUGGUAAAGGUUCUUUAUUUUUUGUUUCUUUCCUUUUGUAAUCAUGCUGCUUGUAUACUUUGUGUGCAUGACGGUUGCAACCAUUUUACAUAGGCACCCUACUAAUAUAUUUAUCCUUAUCUUGCAUAUUAAAAGAAAAGGUAAAUGGUUCACUCAGUGAUGCUAGGGAAGAAAUGUAACAACUUGAUAGUAGCUGCUAUUUGAUAGUAUACCUCACUACAGAAUGAAUUGCCCAAUCAACAUUUUAGGAGAGUUGAGCAUUAUUUAUUUAUUUACUUAUGACAUUAUUCAAUAAAUAACUGAGAUAAUUUGGGGUUACUUUUAGGAUCCUUUCUUUUUUAUUAACUUUUUAGUUUUUUAAGGGUUGAUCAUAAUGUGAUCAAGGAUAAACUAGUAAGUUCUUGGUGGAAGAUCAUCAAGAUGAGCAAUGAACAGGUGAUCACCAGCACAAUCUGAUCUUAUUCAAUUGGAGUUAUAACUUGUGGGCCAUUACAUGCUGCAGCUGGUAAGAGAAACAGUACCCUCCAAACAAUUCCAGAGAACCAUGAUACAAGGCUGACUGCAUUGAUUACUGCUUAUACAUUAUUUAUGUCUGAUUUGGGUGCUCCAGUGGAAUUCCGUGGUUAAUUUGGUCACUAAUGUGGCCUUUGUAUCUUCUCUUUAACAAGUUUCUGAAAACCGAAGAAGAAAAUGCUCAUGAAGCAGAUGAAUACCCAAAAGGCUUGGUUGAAUCCUACUCACUUGAGCAAUUACCAAGUAAUGGAAAAUGCCCUAAUGUAAACUUGCCCCAUUCACACUUUGUUGAAGUUCCACAUAUGAAUCAACUAAGCACUUGGGAUUGUGGUCUUGCUUGUGUUUUGAUGGUUUUGAGAACUUUUGGCAUCAAUAACUGCAAUAUUCAAGCAUUGGAAGAGCUCUGCUGCACAACUAGCAUUUGGACUGUUGAUCUGGCAUAUUUACUGCAGAAGUUCUCUGUUAGUUUUUCGUACUUCACUGUAACUUUAGGAGCAAACCCAAAUUUUUCUGUGGAGACAUUUUACAAGGAUCAAUUGGCUACCGAUCUAGUGCGUGUGGAUUCUCUUUUUAAGAAGGCAAUGGAAGCUGGAAUUGAUAUACAGUGCAGAUCAAUCAGUGGAGAUGAAAUUUCACUCUUGAUCUUGUCAGGGAAAUAUAUUGCAAUUGCUUUAAUUGAUCAGUAUAAAUUAAGUCAGUCUUGGUUGGAGAAUGUUCAUGUCUCAGGCUUCUGUGGUGGCUACUCAGAAUACACUGGUCACUAUGUUGUAAUAUGUGGCUAUGAUGUUGAUACAGAUGAGUUUGAGAUUAGAGAUCCUGCCAGCUCCCGGAAACAUGAGAGGAUUUCAUCAAAUUGCCUAGAAGAAGCUCGCAAAUCAUUUGGUACUGAUGAGGAUCUUCUCUUGAUCUCAAUGGAGAAGACUAAGAGAGAGGAUUCGGAGAAAAUGGAAGAUAAAAGCAACCUGUAGCCUGUAGGUAUAACUUUCCUAUUGAUCCUUGACAUCAGUCACCGGAUCUAAUUAUGUGGAUAGCUUUUGUUGCAUAUAUGCUAGGGUUUUGGGUGUUUGUACAACAUGUGAUUAUAAGGCAAACCACUGAUUCGCAUUUAUUCAAUACAAACAACAACGGGGCAGUGUUAAAUAAUAUGUAUUAUUUCCUUUUCA
This is a messenger RNA of Vitis vinifera (wine grape), 2227 nucleotides long. RefSeq names its product guanylyl cyclase 1. NCBI's taxonomy places the organism in Eukaryota, Viridiplantae, Streptophyta, Magnoliopsida, Vitales, Vitaceae. The record is from RefSeq and is a predicted model, not a curated record. Bases 1190 to 2032 code for a protein of 280 amino acids. The transcript is spliced from 10 exons.